CGACGGCGAUCAGCGACGCCGGCGACGACGAGACCUUUCACUGUCUCCUUCUUUGUUUUUCUCUGGAGGAACUUUAUUAUUUACUCGAUUUUGCGGAAGAAGAAGAAGGAGAAGAGAAAUGAGCAGGAUUCGGUGGGAGCAAUGGGAGCUCCUGUUUCUUGUAGCUUACGCCUUCGGAUUCUACGUCGUUGUCGUUCGCAGAUCUCUUCAACUUUCUCAUGAUCAUUAUAGAAGCGUCCGCGGUCUCCGCAGUGGAUGGAUGUUCAAUCGUCUCAAUGAUCUAUCUGACGCACAAUGGAGAAACUUUCGUGGAAACUUACCUGUAUUAAGUGUUGUUUUUGGAAUUUUUGUGACUGUGGCAAAUACCCUCAGAAGUCAAUAUCACUUGAAAAGGAGAGGAAUGUCAAUUAUAUGGAUUUUGUUAUCUUUGAGUUAUUUAGCAUAUCUACAUGGAGCCUGUAUUAUCUUUCUGCUUUCAAUUGCUACAUUGAACUUCAUCCUAGCCAAGAAUUUUGGUCGAUCAAAGUUUUACUUACUUGUCCAUUGGAUUUUCAACGUAGUCAUUCUAGUGAUGAACCGAAAAUACGAAGGCUACUCAUUCUCAUUGUUUGGACAACACUGGGCUUUUCUCGACGAGCACCGUGGUAUUUUUAGAUGGCAGAUAUGCUUUAACCUGGUUACAUUGCGCAUGAUAAGCUAUGGCUGUGACUAUCAUUGGUCAAACCAAGUGUCUCGUUUUGACUAUAAGAAGCAUUCAAAAGGCUGCUCUGUUUGUUCAUCUGGAAACUCUUGCUACCAAGUUUUACAGGAGACAAGCAUUCCUCGAGAUGACCAUUCCUUUAGCACCUAUUUGUGCUAUUUAAUUUAUGCUCCCCUUUAUAUUGCUGGACCAGUUGUAAGCUUCAACGCAUUUGCUAAACAGUUAGGUACACCUCAAAAGAGUUAUUCAGUCAGACAAACUGCUUGGUAUGGGUUUAAAUGGGUUCUUAAUCUUUUCUUAAUGGAAACAAUGACACAUUUUUUCUACUACAAUGCCUUUGCGAUAAGUGGCUUAUGGAGGCAGCUAUCACCAUUAGAUAUCUUCAUCAUUGGAUAUGGGGUUCUAAACUUUAUGUGGUUGAAGUUUCUUCUGAUUUGGCGCUAUUUCCGUUUCUGGUCUCUUAUUGCUGGCAUUGAAGCUCCUGAGAACAUGCCAAGAUGUAUCAAUAACUGCCAUGACCUGGAGGGCUUCUGGAAAAGUUGGCAUGCAUCUUUCAAUAGAUGGCUUGUCAGGUACAUGUACAUUCCACUUGGAGGUUCUCAAAGGAAGUUACUUAAUGUGUGGGCUAUUUUCACAUUUGUUGCCAUAUGGCAUGACCUUGAGUGGAAACUUCUGUCAUGGGCAUGGUUAACAUGUAUAUUUUUAAUCCCUGAAAUUUUGGUUAAGUCAUCAAUUAGCAAGCAUCAGGCUAGAAGUGCUCUUGGGAGGUUUGUUCUUCAUGAGCUAAGCGCUGUUGCUGGGGCAGUUACCAUUAUGUGUCUCAUGGUCGCCAACCUUGUUGGAUACGUUAUAGGACCCUCUGGCAUAAACUGGCUGGUCUCUCGAUUGCUCCAUAAAGAAGGGUUACCUGUUCUCGGUGGCAUAUUUGCAUCCUUUUAUGUAGGGACCAAGCUAAUGUUUCACAUUCGUGAUAAGAAAUGGGCCUGAAGGCAGUUAUAUAGCCAUAUUGGAUUAUAUAGCCAUUUUGGAUUAGUUUCUGUGUUUGGCAAAGUGAGGCGUGAUUCGUUUCUGAGAGGACGACGCAUUUGAAACUGAGGAUUCAUAUCUCCAGCAUCAGGUCGAAUUUAGGCGAGGAGUUUGUAAUGAGAGUUUGGUUUUGGUUCUCCAUCUUUUAAUGGAAAACCAAACUUGUAGCUUACUAGUAAGGAGAUGUAUUAGGAAGAGAUUUUAUAUUUAUAAUUUUUUUUUUCUAUUUGAGAAGUAAUCUAGAACUUUCAUUGACGCC
Asparagus officinalis (garden asparagus) is the source of this 1985-nucleotide messenger RNA. Its product is annotated as putative membrane-bound O-acyltransferase C24H6.01c. The transcript is spliced from 21 exons. Lineage: Eukaryota; Viridiplantae; Streptophyta; Magnoliopsida; Asparagales; Asparagaceae. Gene Ontology annotation, molecular function: acyltransferase activity. Gene Ontology annotation, cellular component: endoplasmic reticulum. Bases 119 to 1687 code for a protein of 522 amino acids. The record is from RefSeq and is a predicted model, not a curated record.